Messenger RNA from Marmota flaviventris (yellow-bellied marmot), 867 nucleotides. It is a transcript of the gene H2ac25, whose product is annotated as H2A clustered histone 25. The record is from RefSeq and is a predicted model, not a curated record. NCBI's taxonomy places the organism in Eukaryota, Metazoa, Chordata, Mammalia, Rodentia, Sciuridae. Gene Ontology annotation, cellular component: nucleosome. Gene Ontology annotation, molecular function: structural constituent of chromatin; DNA binding; protein heterodimerization activity.
UUUUCGACUUCUUCUCUGCGUUAGAAAUGUCUGGCCGCGGCAAGCAGGGUGGCAAGGCGCGCGCCAAGGCCAAGUCCCGCUCCUCGCGCGCGGGCCUACAGUUCCCUGUGGGCCGCGUGCACCGGCUGCUGCGCAAGGGCAACUACUCAGAGCGCGUGGGAGCCGGCGCACCGGUGUACCUGGCUGCCGUACUCGAGUACCUGACGGCCGAGAUCCUGGAGCUGGCGGGCAACGCGGCCCGUGACAACAAGAAGACGCGAAUCAUCCCCCGCCACCUGCAGUUGGCCAUCCGCAACGACGAGGAGCUCAACAAGCUGCUGGGCCGCGUGACCAUUGCGCAGGGCGGCGUCCUGCCCAACAUCCAGGCGGUGCUUCUGCCCAAGAAGACAGAGAGUCACCACAAAGCCAAGGGCAAGUGAGGCCCUGCCGCCUGUACGCGCCCCGUGGACACCAAAGGCUCUUUUCAGAGCCACCACUGAUUCUAGAAAAGAGCCGCUUUGAGCUCGCAGCCUUUUGGCCUGGGGCGGGGUCCCCUUGGAUUCCUUUAAGAGCAUUAGUGCGCAUUAGUCAAAGCAAAGGGCUCAAACUGGGACCAUGGCCCAAGGGAGGGACACGCACGUGCGCGAGGUGGGCGAUGGGCUUCUGCUAGAGGCCGGGAAAACCGCCGGACCUGUCCAUUUGCUUGCGAAUACAAUCUCAAACUCGUGGGGCUUUAUCCUCUCCUUAAGUGUCCCCAGAAUUACCAAUGACAGGUACUUGGGAUUCCAAAAAAGUCAAGAUUGCGUUUUUUUCUCCUAGGGACAAUUGGGUCAGUUCAUCUGAUAUUAAGUGUAUUACACUUUAAUAAAAUUUGCCAUUUGGAAUUCU